Messenger RNA from Impatiens glandulifera, 2038 nucleotides. RefSeq names its product L-type lectin-domain containing receptor kinase IV.1-like. Gene Ontology annotation, molecular function: carbohydrate binding; ATP binding; protein kinase activity. The coding region runs from base 1 to 2025 and encodes 674 amino acids. Lineage: Eukaryota; Viridiplantae; Streptophyta; Magnoliopsida; Ericales; Balsaminaceae. The record is from RefSeq and is a predicted model, not a curated record. Gene Ontology annotation, cellular component: plasma membrane. The transcript has 2 exons. Gene Ontology annotation, biological process: protein phosphorylation.
AUGACUCUUCUUCUUCUUCUUCAAUUAGUCUCUGUAAUUUUAUUCAACCCAUCAACCACCCACGCACAACCCAUCACCGAAUUCACCUUCAAUGGCUUCCAAACAUCAAACCUAACCCUAGACGGUGUAACCGAGAUCAGACCCAACGGUCUAUUAGCCCUAACCAACAACACAAGACAGAUAACAGGCUCUGCUUUUUACCCAACCCCAAUCAUCUUCAAGAACUCAUCAACAAAUGGUUCAUCCAUGAUCUCCUUCUCCACUUCCUUUGUUUUCGGGGUCAUACCCGAAUUCUCAAAUUUGGGUGGACAUGGAAUCUCAUUCGUAAUCGCUCCUCAACCCAAUCUACCAGGUGCUUUGCCAAAUAACCACAUGGGUGUGUUCAACGAUUCGAAUAACAACGGGAAUAUAGCAAACCGGAUUAUAGCUGUCGAAUUUGACGAGAACCAGAGCCUUGAAUGGCAAGAAAUCAACAAUAAUCACGUUGGGAUUAAUAUCAACAGCUUGAUUUCAGUUGUGUCUGAACCAGCCGGGUAUUACUCUGGAACCAACUUUAGUAGCCUGCAAUUGAUUAGCGGAGAACCCAUGCGGGUUUGGAUUGAUUAUGAUGGUGGGAUAAAACGAAUGACAGUUACAAUGGCUCCAAUCGAAAUGAAGAAACCGUCUAGACCGCUGCUGUCUCUAGUUCAAGACCUGUCUGAGUUUGUUAAUCCUAAUAUGUAUGUCGGGUUUGCAUCAUCAACCGGUUCGAUGUUUACAUCUCAUUAUUUAUUAGGUUGGAGCUUCAAAGUUAAUGGUCAAGCUCAAGAACUUAUAAAUUCCAAUCUUCCAGAGCUACCUAGGAUUGAAAAGGGAAAAUCGUCCAAGUUUUUAACAAUUGGGUUGCCUUUGGUUAUCGUUUUUGUUGUGUUAGUGGUUAUAAUAGUUCUAGUUUAUUAUGUUCGACGAAAGAUGUUUGCUGAAGAAUUUGAGGAUUGGGAACUCGAAUAUGGACCUCAUAGAUUCAAAUACAAAGAUUUAUACUUUGCCACAAAAGGAUUUAGCAACAAUGAAGUAUUGGGUAAAGGUGGAUUUGGCGAGGUUUACAAAGGAGUUAUAGCCAGCUCAAGAACCGAGGUUGCGGUUAAGAGAGUGUCGCAUCAAUCAAAGCAAGGGAUGAGGGAAUUUGUCGCGGAAAUUGUUAGCAUGGGUCAGCUUCGCCACCGUAACUUGGUCCAACUCAUCGGAUAUUGUAGACGCAAACAUGAGCUAUUAUUGGUUUAUGAGUAUAUGUCCGGAGGAAGCCUAGACAAAUUGCUUUUUAAUGAGUCCGGUUCAACUCUAAGUUGGAGGCAACGUUUGUUGAUCAUUAAGGGAGUAGCCUCGGGUCUUUUCUAUUUGCACGAGGGUUGGGAAAAAGUUGUUAUACAUAGAGAUAUUAAAGCCGCUAAUGUUUUGUUGGACAAUGAAUUAAAUGGAAAAUUGGGUGAUUUCGGGUUGGCUCGGUUAUAUGAGCAUGGAGAUGUUCCUCAAUCGACCCAUGUUGUUGGUACAUUAGGUUAUCUUGCCCCGGAACAGAUGUGGACCGGAAAGGUGUCUGAAGCUACCGAUGUCUACGCUUUCGGGGCAUUUUUGCUCGAAGUUGCGUGUGGAAGGAGACCGGUUGAAAUAAAAGAAGAGCAAUUUGUUUUGGUAAAAUGGGUGUUCUCUCUUUGGACAAAAGGUUUGAUUAUUAAUGCGGUUGAUCCAAAUUUAGGUGGUAUAUUUGAUAUUGAAGAGUUGGAAUUGGUGAUGAAACUUGGUUUGCUUUGCUCGAAUGCUGAACCAACCGAUAGGCCUACUAUGAAGCAAGUGGUGGACUAUUUGUCGAGGGAUGUCCCACUUCCCGAGCUCACGUCGAUUGGGAUAUCGACGGGGUUGUCGUUUCCUCAAAGGGAAGGAAACGGAAUCAAUGAUUUUGCCAUGUUGUUUACAUCUUCAAAUGAUGAAGAAGCAUCCAAUCAUGCAUCAUCUAUGGCUGAUUCGCUUCUCUUUGGAAGUAGAUGAUCAGUAUUACUUA